AUGGCUGGUUCCGCGCGGUUAAAUAUCUUAGUACAAGAGAAGACCAUGGGUCUCCUGUACCCGGCUGGCGGUGUUCUCGUCUUCCUGGUCAUUGUUGGGCUUUACAUGCUCUUCAAUGGCGAGGGUGAAGCCUUCAACAUCGGCUUGUUUCUCGAGACAGUGUCUCCAUAUACUUUUGCAACCACUGGCAUAGGUCUAUGUAUCGGUUUAUCAGUCGUCGGAGCAGCGUGGGGAAUAUUCAUCACGGGCUCCUCGAUCCUAGGCGGUGCGGUCAAGGCCCCAAGAAUACGGACGAAAAACCUGAUUUCUAUCAUCUUCUGCGAAGUCGUGGCCAUUUACGGCGUUAUAAUGUCCAUUGUCUUUUCUUCCAAGAUUUCCUACGUCCCCACCGACGACCUGUCCUCCGGAAGCAACUUGUACACUGGUUAUGCACUAUUCUGGGGCGGCUUGACAGUCGGGGUAUGCAACCUCGUCUGCGGUAUUGCUGUGGGCGUGAACGGAAGCAGUGCGGCGUUGGCUGAUGCGGCGGAUCCUUCCUUAUUCGUCAAAGUCCUUGUGAUUGAGAUCUUUAGCUCCGUCCUUGGCCUCUUCGGUCUGAUUGUCGGCCUACUGAUAUCCGGAAAGGCAAACGACUUUGCUUGAAGGUCGUGAAACAGUCGAGAAAAUUAUUGUGAAAUUCAUCUGGAUACAUUGUAGACAUAGGAAUAUUCCCUGUCACAAAAUGAGGCAUGAGGUUGGAGAGUCCCGUUGUGCCAGGAAUCUCUUAUGCAAUACAAGAUAGCUGGCGCAUUUUUUUUGCAACUUUUACAACUUUUACAACUUUUUACAUAUUUAUUGUUUUCCCUCCUUCAUUUACCAUCAACCCACGAUAAAAUUAAUCCGGGGCGAUUUGGACUAAAAUUUCCCAUGUGAUAUAUUACGAAUGGACUAGACAUGGAGUCAUAGCUUUUUUAAUGUGCCCAGCAUGGAGGGACAGAUGUGUGUGGAAAUGCAUCUAGGAAGGAAGGGAAUGGAAUCACUGCCCGUUCAGUCAGGUGUUUUGAUAUAUUCUGUAUAGUAUUUUUGUUUGCAUGGGAGUAUUAUUUUAUCUCCUGUCUUCGUCCGGUCAUAUCUCAAUUUAUCCACAGUGUGGACGGUUUCGACUC
Histoplasma capsulatum G186AR is the source of this 1145-nucleotide messenger RNA. Its product is annotated as vacuolar ATPase V0 domain subunit c. The coding region runs from base 1 to 642 and encodes 213 amino acids. The transcript is spliced from 6 exons. The record is from RefSeq and is a predicted model, not a curated record. Gene Ontology annotation, cellular component: proton-transporting V-type ATPase, V0 domain. Lineage: Eukaryota; Fungi; Ascomycota; Eurotiomycetes; Onygenales; Ajellomycetaceae. Gene Ontology annotation, molecular function: proton-transporting ATPase activity, rotational mechanism. Gene Ontology annotation, biological process: proton transmembrane transport.